Diversispora eburnea is the source of this 177-nucleotide messenger RNA. Lineage: Eukaryota; Fungi; Glomeromycota; Glomeromycetes; Diversisporales; Diversisporaceae. The record is from the annotation of a GenBank genome assembly.
AUGACCUUUGAUAAUAUUAUGAUUGGGUAUAUGCAUAAUAAAAAAAACAAUGAUACCAUAAUUGAAACUUUAACAUGUGUUAAAUAUAGUUUAUGUGGUUUAUGUGGUUUAUGUAGCUUAUUAGUGGUCAAUUCCCAAUUUAAUGACGCAUUUAGUAGAUAUGAAGAACUUAUUUAG